AUGCACCAACCUCCCGCGCACCCAAACCUUCUUGGUAUUCCGGUCGUCCCCGUUGAACAGCCACUUGGCGACCCUCUCGUCCCAGCUCUCCCACCCAAAGACGUCCACGUUGCUCUCCUCCGCCGGGUCGGCCGGCCCGCCGCCCUCGGCGUCCACGAGCGACAAGCCGAUGAGCUGCGCGUCAAAGUCCAUCCCGACCUCGAACGCCCCGACCGUAUCCCCCAGGCCGACGACCUUGGCCCCGCCCCGCGUGGCGAGGUACAGCACCUCGUCGGCGCUCAGCCGGGCGCCGUCGUCCCCCGUCGUCACGGCGAGCUGGUUGCUGACGAGGCACGCCUGCCGCGCCGCCUCGAGCACGCUGGGGCUGUACCCGCCGCUCACGUCCGUGCCCAGCCCGACGUCGACGCCCACGUCCUCGACCAGCCACCGCACGCGCGCCAGCCCGGACGAGAUGGCGCUGUUGCUGCACGGGCAGUGCGCCACCUUGGCCCCGCGGCGCUUGAGGAGCGCCGCCUCCGCGUCGGACAGGUGCACCGCGUGCGCGAGGAUCGUCCGCUCGCCGAGCAGGCCCGCCUCGUCGUAUACGCCGGCGUACGACGCGCUGCCGGGGAACAGCCCGGCCACGAGCGCGACCUCGGCGGCGUUCUCGCUGACGUGCGUCUGCACGGGCAGGCCCGUCUCGCGGUGCAGGUCGCCCAGCGCGCGCAGCGCCUCGGCCGUGCACGACGGCGCGAAGCGCGGCGUGAUGACGGGCCGCACCGUCUCCAUCCGCGGGUCCGCGGCGCGGACGUGCGCGAUGCAGGCGCGGGUCGCCGCCACCGAGGCCUCGGCCGACUCGUCGCGGUAGAAGUCGGGCGAGGGCCGGUCCAUGCACACCCGCCCCACGAGGGCGCGCUGGCCCGCCGCGAGGCAGAUGUCGGCGAGCAGGUUCGUCGCCGCCACGUCGAUGGUCGCAAAGUAGGCCGCCGCCGUCGUGCCGUGCGAGAGCGUCUUGCGCACGCACCGGCCGUAGACGCGCCGGGCCUUGGCCAGGUCCGAGAGCGAUGCCUCGAGCGGGAACGUGUACGUGUUGAGCCAGUCCAGCAGCGUGGACUUGCCAAAGAUGCCAUUGUUAGGGUACUGCGAAGCGUGGAAGAAAAACUGCCCGUCUUUGCAGGCCUGGACCGUGACAUCGCUCUCAUUCCAUCCGAGUUUUGCCAGCAGAUCGGCCUUUAUCCGUUCGAGGUCUUGACAGUCUGCCUGGACAGCAACAAUCUUGCCAGUGGCGUCGACGCAGACGACAGUUUUGUGCAGGAUUUCCAGCUCAGCAAGCGUCUUUGA
Thyridium curvatum is the source of this 1320-nucleotide messenger RNA. RefSeq lists its product as uncharacterized. The transcript is spliced from 2 exons. The record is from RefSeq and is a predicted model, not a curated record. Lineage: Eukaryota; Fungi; Ascomycota; Sordariomycetes; Thyridiales; Thyridiaceae. Bases 1 to 1320 code for a protein of 439 amino acids.